This is a messenger RNA of Cottoperca gobio, 775 nucleotides long. RefSeq names its product ladderlectin-like. The transcript has 6 exons. The record is from RefSeq and is a predicted model, not a curated record. Lineage: Eukaryota; Metazoa; Chordata; Actinopteri; Perciformes; Bovichtidae. Bases 166 to 681 code for a protein of 171 amino acids.
UCCUUGUUUGUAGAGAGAUGAUGAGAGACGCGUCUGUAUUUAAGAGCAACACCACAAGACAUCUGAACAAACUCUCCAUUUAAUGUUUCUCACCCUGUGAGGACGUUACAAUCACCAGAGGGUUGCGAGUUCAACACCAGAAGACAUCUGAACAAACUCUCCAUCAUGAAGACGAUGUAUGUGUCGGCACUCGUCUGUGCCGUGAUGGCUCUGGCAACAGCGGCUGCUGUUCCAGAGGAAACACCUGAAAAUGGGCAAAUAGUGAAGAGUCACCUGGUGAAGCGGUCCACAUUGGGCUCCGGACGCUGGACUGAGUUCAACAGACGCUACUUCUACUACGUCCCACAGCUUCUGUCCUGGGCUCAAGCCGAGAGAAACUGCCAAUCGCUGGGGGGGAACCUGGCGUCCGUGCACAGCCUGACGGAGUACCACACGCUCCAGAUGCUGGUGCUGAGAGCCAGCCACAAGCAAGAACAGACAUGGAUCGGAGGCUCUGAUGGACAACAAGAGAACUACUGGUUCUGGUCCGACGGGACGUCUUUCCAGUACACCAACUGGUGCACUGGAGAGCCCAACAACGCCGGAGGCAGGCAGAGCUGUUUACUAAUAAACUUUUCAGUUAAGAAGUGCUGGGACGACCAGAAGUGCACAUCCAGACUGCCCUCCAUCUGUGCCAAGUGAAGAUGAUUUCUGAGCCAGAGGCAGGAAGUCCCCGUGAAUUAAAAGCAUGCUUUCAGAGACACCUGUCUCUCCACCAUCUUUACCUUUCUUUGUA